AUGAGCGGCUUCGGACCUAUCGGAAUCGGGGGUGCUGGCAGCAGCAUUAGCAAGGACGGUGUAGCAGCAACAGGGGACGUCAACAGUGACUUAGACGUAGUGAGAUUGUUGCCGUCAUUCCUGCGAGGAGUUAGCGACGAGAGUAGACGGACGAUUGAGGGCCUUAUGGCGACGAAGCCGUGCGGGCUGAUAGUGUCAGACGCGUUAGAACCGGACCAUCCUAUCAUCUAUGUGAAUAGUGUGUUCGAGCGCCUGACGGGUUACACGGCGGAAGAUAUUCUUGGACGGAAUUGUCGGUUCCUUCAGUAUCGCGGGGCAUUCGCGCAGCGGCCGCACUCUCUCGUGAAUCCCGCCACCGUCGCGAGGUUACGCCAGUGCAUCGCAGAAGGCCGUGAGUUCUGCGGGGAGAUCCUCAAUUUCCGCAAGGACGGUAGCGCCAUCAUGAAUACCCUCUGCAUCGCGCCGAUUCGCGGAAGCGACACUAGCACAGUUACCCAUUUCGUUGGGGUGCAGUCUUUCGCAGAAACCAACGUCGAGCUCGGCCCGUUGCCAGGCCCGCCGCACAAGGAGCCGCAGCAUCUGCCUAUGUCGGGGGCGGCAGCCUCAGCCGCCGCCGCCGCCGCAGCCGCUGUGGUUGCAUCUCGGUGGCCACCCUCUAGACAGCCCGGACCGCUCUCCGACCGGUUGCCAGCCGGUUCAGUUGUCGGCUCUUCUAGCCGCGCGGAUCCCAACGACGCCUCGCCCGUCGCCGUGCCCAGCACGAGUGCUUCUGCCCCUGGCUGUAGCAGCAGCAGCAGCGCGUGGCCCGCGUGCUGCCUGCACGACCACGCGCCGUUCCCAGGGUUCGGGCGGAAAUGCGCGCGGGAAGGGGAGGGCGGCGGGGGAUGUAUAGGGCCAGGGCGGAGCUACCCCAGUAGCAGCGACUGCGGUAGGAGCAGGGGCAGCGGUAGCGGGAGCGGGGGGUGUAGCGGGCUGUUGCAAGUAAGCGACGAGGUGCUAGUGCAGCGAGUAAUGUGCCACCUGGGUCCCAGAGACAUCGCGUCGCUCGCCAUGUCGUGUCGGCGGUUCCGCCAGCUCGCGGUCAGCCAGGACGUGUGGCAGCGCGCGUGCCAGCACGUGUGGGGCGCGGAGGCGACCGCGGCGGUGCAGGCGCAGGCGACGGUGGGGUGGAAGACGGAGGAGGAGGAGGCGGCGGAGGAGGUGGUGCGACGAGGGCGGUAUGCGUGGCACGGGAAGAGUAAGGUUGUAUUCGAAGGAGCGGUUGGUAGGGGAGUAGGGUUAGAAGGGGCGGGUGGGAAGCGGUUGAGUACGGUUGUGGGGCAGCAGCAGCAUCAGCAGCAGCAGCAGCAGCAGCAGCAGCGGCAGCUGAUAGAGAACCAUCAGAAGUCGCAGUGGCUGCAGCGGGUCAAGUGGGCGCAGAUUGCGCGCGAAAUGACGACGCUGGAAGCCGCCACGUGGCGCAAGGUCACGGUAAAAGGGUCGGUGGAGCCGUCGCGGUGCAAUUUCAGCGCGUGCGCCGUGGGCAGCAAGGUGGUUCUGUUCGGCGGGGAGGGCGCAAACAUGCAGCCCCUUAACGACACCUUCGUUCUCGAUCUCGCGUCCGACAUGCCCGAGUGGCGGCACGUCCCCGUCGCGGGUUCCGCGCCCCCCGGGCGCUGGGGGCACACGCUGUCGUGCGUGAACGGGUCGGGGCUGGUGGUGUUCGGCGGGUGCGGGCGCGAGGGAUUGCUGAACGACGCGUUUCUGUUGGACCUGGACGACAAGCAGCCCGAGUGGCGGGAGGUCGUGGUGGGGGAGGAUGCCGGGAGUAGCAGUGGUGCUGGCGCUGGGGACGGGGGGACUGGUGGGGAGGGCAGGGGUAGCGCGAGGGGGAAUGCUGUCCUGGGGGAUGGGUUGGUGUUGAGAAGCGGUGGAGACGCGCGGGCAGCUGCGGAAGCAGCAGAGGAUGGAGAGGGAGUUGGGUCCAAGCUUGUCGUGUCCGGCGGCUGUACCGCGUCCGGUCGCCUGCUCUCCGACACCUUCCUUCUCGACCUCGCGCACAACCCGCCGUCGUGGAAGGAGAUCCGCGUGGCGUGGGCGCCGCCCGCGCGCCUGGGGCACACGCUCUCCGCGCUGGGCGGGCGCAAGGUGCUCAUGUUCGGGGGGCUGGCGACGAGCGGCGCGCUGCGCCUGCGGUCGAACGACGCGUUCACCAUCGAUCUUGCCGACGAGCACCCCAACUGGCAGACCGUCUCCCCCGACGCGCCUCUCCCGGGGGGAGGUGGCGGGGCGAACGGCAGUGGGGCAGGGGGCGGGGGGGGCACUGGCGGAACGCCAGGGGGAGCGUCGCCCCCGCCCAGGCUGGACCACGUUGCGUUUGCGCUGCCCGGGGGGCGCGUAUUAGUGUUCGGGGGAUCAAUUGCGGGGGUGAGUCCUACCCCGUCCCAGGUAUACCUGCUCGACCCGGGGGAAGAGAAGCCGCGGUGGCGGGAGCUGGCGUUUCCGGGGCAGCAGCCGCGGAUAGCGUGGGGGCACAGCACGUGCGUGGUGGGGGGAACGAAGGCCGUGGUGCUGGGCGGGCAGACGGGCAAGGAGUGGGUGCUCAACGAACUGCACGAGCUCUCGCUGCUCAGCGCCGCUGCCAUGACGCCCCCUGCUCGUGUUCUGCGGGACGAGGAUGGCGGGGAGGCUGGGGGGGGUGCGAGGCAGGAGGGGAAUGCGGAAGAUGGUGGUGGUGGGGAGAUGCGGAGGCUGGAGGGGAGCGGCGGGGAGGGGAGGGCAGGGGAAGGGGCGCGUGUGGAGGAAGGGGCAGGGGAGGAGGGUGUGGUGGUGGCACAGGGUCAUGUGGCAUCGGCGUCUAACCCAGGAUAG
This is a messenger RNA of Closterium sp. Naga37s-1, 2850 nucleotides long. The record is from the annotation of a GenBank genome assembly. Lineage: Eukaryota; Viridiplantae; Streptophyta; Zygnematophyceae; Desmidiales; Closteriaceae.